This is a messenger RNA of Suillus clintonianus, 537 nucleotides long. RefSeq lists its product as uncharacterized. The transcript has 4 exons. NCBI's taxonomy places the organism in Eukaryota, Fungi, Basidiomycota, Agaricomycetes, Boletales, Suillaceae. The record is from RefSeq and is a predicted model, not a curated record. The coding region runs from base 1 to 537 and encodes 178 amino acids.
AUGAAUCUAAUGGUGUUGCUCUUACUAAAUACCGCUAUCAUUACCCUGGCUGCACCUGCUGGAUUUAAUAUGGCACAACGGGCAUCUAUUGCCGGGUCCUCUGUCAUGAUGACGCAGGGGACUUACCCGGAUUCUUCCUCUAAGGGAAGCAGUCGUAAUUUUAUGGAUCUUUCAUCGGGUACGCCAGAGUCUGGAUGCACAACUUCUGUACCUGCGGCCGCCACGGGAUCGAUGACCAGCACAGUAACUGCGCCGACGGAGACAUUGGUGACGGCACCUAUAGCAAGCAAUGAGUUACCCAAUACCCCCACGCCCAGUAUCGGCGACACCUCUGUGAACUUAUAUAUGGUCGGGCUAAUCAUAUUGGUUUCUCUUGCGGUAAUGGAACUCAUGAUUAUCGGCGUGCUUGGCUGUUCUAUGGCCAGAUGUUUAAGACGAAUAUCAGAAAUUCAAAAUCCUUUACAGUGGGCCGGGAAACCGCAGUCCUAUUACAGCCCAACGCUGCAUACUGGCUCGUUCAAAAGUCCAAUAAUGUAA